Molecule: messenger RNA, 4038 nt
Organism: Colletotrichum navitas
Lineage: Eukaryota; Fungi; Ascomycota; Sordariomycetes; Glomerellales; Glomerellaceae
Product: PDZ domain-containing protein
Exons: 4
Coding region: 294-3734 (1146 amino acids)
Biological process (GO): proteolysis
Molecular function (GO): protein binding; serine-type endopeptidase activity
Source: RefSeq, a predicted model, not a curated record
CCUGUUUGUUUGCCAUCGAUUGUUCCGCACCCGAAAUUUUUGACGACGGACGACGGGCGACGACGACGACAGACCGCGUAAAAGUAAAAAUAAAAAAGUUGGUUCUGGGACAGCGUUUUUUCUAUUGUCCUCAUCACAUUUCAGGGGAUCACUUGUGCCGAGGCUUUAGGUACAGUUCAUAGCUACCUUGAUAGCUAAGAGCACUGAUUUCCCGCCGUUCAUUCACAGAGACGUUGUUCUUGUUGCUGGAGGGUUAGGUUGCCACCAUACCGUCCUUUCCCUACCCACGCUGGAUGCGCUCCGUCUUCGUACGCAGAGGGACUUGCUCGAGCCUUGCAUCCACUACAGUAGCAGCACCACGACCUCGGACUGCGUCCUGCACCACCACCACCAUCACCACCGCCACCACACUUGCUUUCCUCCCCCAGCUUUUCAGACGGCAGCACGAGCUCUUCCCGUUCGCACAACGCGGCCGCUCCCGCACUUCUCUUGUCGUUCCUGCUAGAGACAUACGCUAUAAGAACACGCGACGGUUCGACUUUGCCCAGACCCGCCGUCUCUUUUCCUCUGCCGCCGCCGCCGCACCGAAUACCUCCUCCACUGCGCAACAAAGCCACACCUCUACCCACACCACCACACCCGAGGCCGCGAACAUGAACGGCAACAACACAUCGCCGCGCACCAAGCGCAAGGCUCCGCCGAGCCCAGAAGGCUUGCGGCCUCACAAGCAGCACCGCGCCCUGAAUGGGAAGCUGUCCGCCGGCGACAAUACUCCCGAGAUCGAGCUCGAACACGGUGCUUUCGUCGAAGAGGACGAGUCCGAUUUUGAGGACUCCGCCAGGCUGAACAGCAUGUUUCCCAUCACUCAGGAGCCUGAGGCCUGGCAGAAGACCAUUGAGAACGUCGUCAGCAACGUCGUCUCCAUUCGCUUCUGCCAAACGUGCUCUUUCGACACGGACGCGGCGCUGACGAGUGAGGCGACUGGCUUUGUGGUGGACGCUCAGAAGGGUUACGUCUUGACGAACCGACACGUCGUUGGAGCUGGGCCGUUCUGGGGAUAUAUCGUUUUCGACAACCAUGAGGAGGUUGAUGCAUACCCCGUUUACCGUGAUCCCGUCCAUGACUUCGGCAUUCUGCGUUUCGACCCCAAGGCCGUCAAGUACAUGAAGCUAAACGCGCUGGUGCUUCGUCCAGACCUUGCGAAGGUCGGUGUUGAGAUCAGAGUCGUCGGUAACGAUGCCGGAGAGAAGCUCAGUAUCUUGUCCGGCUUCAUCAGUCGUCUCGACCGAAACGCCCCCGAGUACGGAGAGGGUUACAGCGAUUUCAACACGUGCUACUACCAGGCCAACGCUGCCGCAAGUGGUGGUAGUUCUGGCAGUCCUGUCGUGAACAUUGACGGCUUCGCUGUUGCGCUGCAAGCAGGUGGACGAUCCGACGGUGCCUCUACAGACUACUUCCUUCCCCUCGACCGACCUUUACGAGCUCUAGAAUGCAUUCGGCAGGGCAAGCCCGUCACGCGAGGUGACAUUCAGUGCCAAUUCCUCCUCAAGCCUUUCGACGAGUGCCGACGUCUCGGUUUGACGCCAGAGGAGGAGGCCGCAGCUCGUCAAGCUUUUCCCAAAGACAACAACAUGCUUGUUGCCGAGAUUGUUCUUCCCAAGGGCCAGUCUGACAAGAAGAUUGAGGAGGGUGACAUUCUCAUCAAGGUGAAUGGCGAGCGCGUUGGACAGUUCAUCCGGUUGGAUGAUUUGUUAGACUCAAACGUCGGCAAGACCAUCCACCUGCAACUGCAGAGGGGUGGCGAGGAUAUCGAGGUUGAUGUUGAAGUCGGUGACCUGCACCAGAUCACUCCUGACCGCUUCGUGUCCGUCGCGGGUGCCAGUUUCCACAGCCUGUCUUACCAGCAAGCCCGUCUGUACGGCGUUGCAUGCCAAGGUGUCUUCGUGUGCGAGGCCACAGGCUCGUUCAGAUUCGAUAACGCGGAUAAUGGCUGGCUGAUCCAGACCGUGGACCACAAAAAGACCCCUGAUCUGGAGACCUUCAUCGAGGUGAUGAAGGCGAUCCCGGACAAGUCCCGCGUCGUUGUCACUUACAAGCACCUCCGUGACCUGCACACCCUGAACACCACAGUCAUCUACGUCGACCGACAUUGGUCAGCCAAGAUGAAAAUGGCCGUCAGAAACGACGAGACGGGCCUGUGGGACUUCACGGACCUUGCUGACCCCCUACCCCCUAAGGCGCCUGUCGCCCGCUCUGCUUCCUUCAUCGAGCUGGAGAAUGUGAAGCACAAGGCUAUUGCUGACCUGGUGCGAAGCUUUGUCCAUGUCAACUGCACCAUGCCAGUUAAGCUCGACGGCUUCCCCAAGAACAGGAAGUGGGGCAUGGGCUUGGUCAUUGACGCGGAGAAGGGUCUCGUUGUCAUUUCGAGAGCAAUUGUCCCCUACGAUUUGUGCGAUGUGACCAUCACCAUUGCGGACUCGAUUAUUGUCGAAGGCAAGGUUGUCUUCCUUCAUCCUCUGCAAAACUACGCCAUUGUGCAGUACGACCCCAAGUUGGUCAAUGCUCCCGUCCAAAGUGCGAGAUUGAGCACAGACAACAUCACCCAGGGAGCUUCCACUAUCUUCAUGGGAUACAACAGGAUUGGCAAGAUUGUACAUGCCACGACAACAGUCACCGAAGUCACUGCUGUUGCCAUCCCGGCCAACUCUGGUGCGCCCAGAUACCGAGCCAUUAACGUCGAUGCCAUCACGGUUGACACCAGUCUCAGCAACCAAUGUGGAAGCGGCGUUUUGGUUGCUGAUGAUGGCACUGUCCAGGCCUUGUGGCUCACGUACCUUGGCGAGCGUUCGGCUUGCAGCAACCGGGACGAGGAGUACCAUCUUGGUCUUGCAACGCCCACGCUGUUGCCCGUGGUCUCUCAGAUCCAACAGGGCAUCAUCCCCAAGUUGCGGAUGUUGUCUGUCGAGUUCCGAGCCAUUGCUAUGGCCCAGGCCAGAGUUAUGGGGGUCUCUGAUGAGUGGAUUCGCAAGGUCACCGAGGCUAACAAGACGCACCACCAGCUGUUCAUGGUCAGCAAGCGGACCUUUGAGCGAGGCGAGCAGUCAGGCGCGCUGCUCGAGGGUGACAUUUUGCUCACUCUCAACGGCAAGGUCAUCACCAGGGUCUCCGAGCUGGAUGUCAUGUACUCUCACGAGGUUCUUGACGCAGUGAUCGUCCGCAACUGCGAGGAGAUGCACAUCAAGGCUCACACCGUCGCCGCCGAUGAUGUCGAGACUGACCACGCCAUCUCCUUCUGCGGAGCCAUCCUGCACCGACCUCACCACGCCGUCAGGCAGCAGAUUAGCAAGCUGCACAGUGAGGUGUACGUUUCGGCCCGCACCCGCGGUUCACCGUCGUACCAGUACGGCCUCGCGCCCACCAACUUCAUCACCCAUGUCAACGGCAAGCCGACGCCUGAUCUGGAGACUUUCCUUGCUUCUGUCCAGGGAAUCCCAGACAACACCUAUUUCCGGCUCAAGGCUGUAACGUUCGACAGUGUGCCAUGGGUCAUCACCAUGAAGAAGAACGAGCACUACUUCCCGACGACGGAGUGGAUCAAGGAUCCCGCCGAAGCCUGCGGCUGGAGGAGAAAGACGUAUGAGGGUGGCAAGAUGUUUGAGGGUGAGGGCCCUGAUGGCGUGCUUCCCGUUUCCGAAGACACCGAGAUGGUGGAGGAGCCUGCCGCCCCCAUCUAAGCCAUGGAACAAAUCGCAGGCACCAUUCACGGCCAAGAAAAGCCGCCGGACUCGAGAACGGCACUGUGUACUUUUGCCUGGCAUUUUUUCGACCUAGGCACUUUUAAUGAUAGCAACAUUUAGGGACUUUCAGGACAUGACAGACAGGGUGUAAAGGCUGAGGGAUUCAAGGGCAUGGGCAGGCGAGCACACGGCCGUGAGGACAGCAUUCUUCGCCGUAUGUUAUGUAUAUAUAUAUAUAUGUAACACAGGGGCCAUAGAGGCACGUUACCUCGAAGGAACGUGGUACUUCUUCUCCAGGCUU